AUGACUCAACCAUCUCCCAAUCUAUUGUUCACAGUGCUAAGGAAGCAACCAGAACUUAUAGCGCCGGCUAAGCCUACUCCUCGUGAAGUUAAGGAACUAUCUGACAUAGAUGACCAAGAAGGCUUACGUUUUCAGAUUCCAUUCAUACAAUUCUAUGGUAGCAAGGCGUCAAUGAAAGGGAAGGACCCAGUUGAAGUGAUUAGAGAGGCACUAGCACAAACUCUAGUGUUUUACUACCCAUUUGCGGGUAGGCUUAGGGAAGGUCAUGGUCGAAAACUUGUGGUGGAUUGUACUGGGGAAGGUGUUCUUUUCAUUGAGGCUGAUGCUGAUGUCAGACUCCAGCAAUUCGGUGAUGUUCUUCAUCCACCAUUUCCCUGCUUCCAGGAGCUUCUGCAUGAGGUUCCUGGCUCACAGGGAAUAACUAACUGUCCCCUUCUAUUAAUACAGGUGACGCGCCUCAAGUGUGGUGGUUUCAUUUUCGCCAUUCGGUUGAAUCACAGCAUGAGCGACGGAUCAGGAAUUGGAAAAUUUGUGAAUGCUUUAGCUGAAAUGGCUAAUGGUGCAAAUGAACCCUCCAUUAAACCAGUGUGGUGUAGGGAGCUUUUGAAUGCAAGAGACCCACCAAGAAUUUCACGCACCCAUCCCGAGUACGAGGAUGUCAUGGUGGAAAACAAAGCCAAUGGGAGCACGACCCCAUCAUUAAACGACAUGGUGCAGCGUUGUUUCUUCUUCGGUCGUACUGAAGUAGCUGCUAUUCGUCGUUUGGUUCCCAAACAUCUUGGUAGAUGCACCACAUUUGAGUUUGUCAUAGCAUGCAUGUGGAGAAGUCGAGUAAGAGCAUUACAACUUGACCCUGAUGAUGAUGUACGAUUCAUGUACGCUGUUAACAUUAAUGCCAAGGUUAAUCCUCGAUUACCUGUUGGUUAUUACGGUAAUGAGUUUGUGUUCUCGGGUGCGGUAACCACAGCAAGAAAGCUUAGUGAAAAUCCAUUUGGGUAUGCUUUAGAAUUGGUUAAGAAUGCAAAAACCAACGUUGAUGAGGAGUUUGUGCGCUCCUUAACCGAUUUGAUGGUGAUUAAGGGACGACCACUUUUUGCAACGACAAGGUCCUAUGUUGUUUCGAAUACUAAUGGUGCUAGGCUCGAUGAAGUGGAUUUAGGGUGGGGCAAACCCAUUUAUGGUGGGCCAGCCCAGGGUGGAACAGCGAUCUUUUCUGAAACGACAAGUUUGUACUUUUCGUAUAAAAAUAACAAAGGAGAGUAUGUCAUAGUGGUGCCAAUCAGCUUGCCAGCCAAAGCCAUGGAGAGGUUUGAAAAAGAGUUGGAUGGUAUGCUUAGAAACCAUAGCCAACCACCUCAAAUCUCGUCUUCGUUGUGA
Abrus precatorius (Indian licorice) is the source of this 1377-nucleotide messenger RNA. Its product is annotated as benzyl alcohol O-benzoyltransferase-like. NCBI's taxonomy places the organism in Eukaryota, Viridiplantae, Streptophyta, Magnoliopsida, Fabales, Fabaceae. The transcript is spliced from 2 exons. The record is from RefSeq and is a predicted model, not a curated record. Bases 1 to 1377 code for a protein of 458 amino acids.